Molecule: messenger RNA, 483 nt
Organism: Triticum turgidum subsp. durum (durum wheat)
Lineage: Eukaryota; Viridiplantae; Streptophyta; Magnoliopsida; Poales; Poaceae
Source: the annotation of a GenBank genome assembly
AUGCCGCUGACGGGGUGCUUGCCGUUGGCGAUGACGCUGUCACAGCCGUGGGACCGGGACAACCUCAGCUGCGUGGCGUCCAUUAACCAGCAGAACCUCGACCACAACCACCACCUCCAGGCGGGGCUCCACCGGCUCCGGCGUAGCCACCCGGACGCCAUCAUCGCCUACACCGACUAUCACGCCGCGCACCUCGCCGUGGUGCGCAGCCCGACCAGGUACGGCUUCGCGGAGCCCUUCAAGGCCUGCUGCGGCACAGGCGGCGGCACCUACAACUUCGAGAUCAUCUCCACCUGCGGCUCGCCGGAGGUCGCCACCGCCUGCGCCCAGCCCGCCAGGUACGUCAACUGGGACGGGGUGCACAUGACCGAGGCCAUGUACAAGGUCGUCGCCGGCAUGUUCUUCCACGACGCCACCGGGGCGUACUGUCGGCCGACCUUCGGCUCCCUGCUCGCCGCCAGGAAGAAAGGCCACACCAAGUGA